CGAACGAUAUUAUAAUGUAAUUGAAACUAAAUUUUGAUAAUCCAGAAAAAAUGCUUGGAUUAUCUUUGUAUGCAUAUUAUCAAUAACUUCAACACCCACACCCACAUCUCCACUCUCACCCGCACACCGCACGCCGACAGCCACACUAAACUACUAGACCCCACACCAACACCCACACCCACACCCAGAUCCAGACCCACACCCACACCCACACCCACACCCACACCCACACCCACACCCGCACCCACACCCACACCCGCUAUCAAGUACACAAAUCAUAUCACACGAACGAAUAGUUGAAAGGCGAUGAGCAAUCAUAAGUGAUGUUCGACUAGGAUCUUCGGUUUGAGCUUGCUCGAGAGCUUCUUGUACAAUCUAUAAUUGAAAAAUGAAGAUGCAACAUUAGUAGUGGAAUCGAAAACAAACUCACUUGUUCAUUGUGUGAAUCCAUGGCACUUGUAGCUUCAUCUAAGAGCAAUACUUUAGGUCGACGAAGAAGAACUCGAGCGAUAGCAAUACGCUGCUUCUCACCACCUGACAGAAAGAUGCCCUUCGUCCCAACGUUUGUUUCAUAACCCUAAAAAUAAUACUAUACCGUAGUCAGAAAUCUAUUAUAUUUUCCCACUCAAUCUAGCUUCUUGAUGGCAUCGAUAUUCGAAAACUAAAUAUUCAGUGGGUUCGUUCUCAUUUCGGUCUCGUCAGUCAAGAACCAAUUUUGUUCGAUUUAACAAUUGCUGAAAAUAUUGCAUAUGGCUUAGAAAGUGUUCGAAUGGAAGACAUUAUCAAUGCAGCAAGUAGAGCUAAUAUUCAUCAAUUUAUUGAACAAUUACCAGAGGUGAAACAAUACAAAAUUAUAUAA
Molecule: messenger RNA, 859 nt
Organism: Rotaria sp. Silwood2
Lineage: Eukaryota; Metazoa; Rotifera; Eurotatoria; Philodinida; Philodinidae
Source: the annotation of a GenBank genome assembly